AUUUUUUUUUUCUAUUUUUUUCAAGUGAUGGCCAUAAAAACCAUGGUGGCCAAUGUGCCUUCUGUCACAAGAGCAUUAGUGUUGAUAGUGUUGUCUUUGUCUAUUAGCUCUUAUGUCUAUAUAUACCGUUUACAACUCGAAGCAGAUCCAGAUACACCUGUUCUUUCUAUUUGUCCUUUUAUUGGUCUUUUGCCAGGAUUUGUUAUUUAUGCACCUUGGACAUUUUUGACAGCUGCCUUUUAUGAAAGUAACAUAGUGACGCUUUUAUUGAGUGUGGUGAUCUUGUUAUUAUGUGGAAAAUACCUUGAACGUGCUUGGGGCUCAAAGGAAUUACUCAAGUUUGUGCUUGUAUCAGCUGUAUUGUCAAAUGUUGUCACUUGGUUUGGUAUUUUGAUUUCUUAUUAUUUAUCAGGGGAUGAUAAAUUCUUGUAUCAAAUUCAAAUCAAUGGUAUGUCAGGCGUGUUUUCAGCAUUUUUAGUUGCUUUUAAGCAUUUGAUUCCUGAACAUCGUAUUGCUAUGAUGGGAGGAAAGAUAUCUAUUCGUGUCAAGAAUCUAUUAGGUGUUGUCACAGCCAUCAGUAUUAUCAGCCUCAUUUUAUUUAAAGCCAUUGUGUUUUAUAAUCUUGUCAAUAUUGGUUGGGUGGUUGGCUGGAUUUAUAUUCGUUUCUUUAAGUAUCAAGACGGUAUUCAAGGUGAUCAAAGCGAGACAUUUGCUAUUCAGACAUUUUUCCCUGAAUUUUUACAUCCAGUCAUUCUGUUUAUUUCCAACAUUGUGUAUGGUGUGCUUGUCAAAGUAAGAUGUUGUAAGCCUGGUCCUCGUCCUUAUCAUGAUGUUGAAAUUGGCCAUGUUGCACCUGUGCCUGGAUCAGCCCGAGCAGAAGCCGAGAGAAGAAGGGCACUUGCAUUAAAAGCAUUAGAUAUGCGUUUAUCAUCUAAACCAUCUUCAAGUGAACCCAAACCAGACAAUCCAGUUUUAUUUGAUGCAGAACAAGAUACACAACCAUAAAUAAAAAAUAAACUGCUUUUUGAAUGACGUAAGCUUACUCGAUUGAAACAGAGCUCCAAUCAAACAAGAGAGUAGGGCAUUGAAUGAAAUCAAG
Gilbertella persicaria is the source of this 1099-nucleotide messenger RNA. Its product is annotated as eukaryotic integral membrane protein-domain-containing protein. Gene Ontology annotation, biological process: retrograde vesicle-mediated transport, Golgi to endoplasmic reticulum. Bases 28 to 1005 code for a protein of 325 amino acids. The record is from RefSeq and is a predicted model, not a curated record. Gene Ontology annotation, cellular component: membrane; Golgi apparatus. NCBI's taxonomy places the organism in Eukaryota, Fungi, Mucoromycota, Mucoromycetes, Mucorales, Choanephoraceae. The transcript has 6 exons.